Chelonia mydas (Green sea turtle) is the source of this 11992-nucleotide messenger RNA. RefSeq names its product DCC netrin 1 receptor (gene DCC). The transcript has 29 exons. NCBI's taxonomy places the organism in Eukaryota, Metazoa, Chordata, Testudines, Cheloniidae. Gene Ontology annotation, molecular function: protein binding. The record is from RefSeq and is a predicted model, not a curated record. Gene Ontology annotation, cellular component: membrane. The coding region runs from base 1259 to 5602 and encodes 1447 amino acids. Gene Ontology annotation, biological process: cell-cell adhesion.
GGUGAGGAUAAAAUCAGUGUUGCCAUCUCUCGUGAUUUUAUCAUAAGUCUCAUGAUAUUUGGUGUUUAUUGUAAAAUCUAGCUCCCAGAAUCAUGUUGUUUUGUGGAAAUCUCAGCUUUCAUUUUUAAAAGUUUCUUGUCCUCAUGGUAGCUGUGGAAAGCAUGGAAACGUGAAGCCUAAAAUCUCAAACUUCAGAAGAUAAAUGAAAAUAACUCAAUUUUUUGUAAAAAUCAACAAGCUUAUACUGCAAUUAUUUGGGGUCUGACUCCUGAGUUUUGGAUGCUUGGAGUUGGCAGUACUGGGAGAUGGAAGAAUCAAGGCUGAUCAGCUUAAAAAACAGCAUGCCUUUGUUAAUGGUUUAAACUCCUGUCACUGCAGACCAGACUUCUAGGAGCAGAUUAAACAAACCAAUCAACCCCCUUGCAGACCAAAACUGGGGAGCUUUAUACUGACGGGAGGUGAGCUAGCUACAUAAGAAGGGACAUGCCCUGUAUUAAAUAGCUCCGUUGAGGAAAAGUUACUUCCCACGCUUUACCUACAGAGGGCAUCCCAGCUCAUUCAUAUGUAGACUCCGUGACUGCAGCUGCUGGAAGCAGCAGGGCUCAGGGUUGGUUUUUUUUUUUUUUUUUUUUUUUUUCAGUGGAAUCUUUCCCGUGAUCCGGUUGGUUUCUCUCCACGUUUUCCCGUCCAGCCCUCCACUUCUUCGGAUCAAUGGAUGUUACAGCUCUAACUCCCAUCUCACAUACUGCUGGUGGACAGCUCCAGUAACAAGUGAGAGCUUUACAUCCCCUUUUUCUUUCCCCUUCUUUUUCCCCCCACACCAACAUCUGCCAACAAGGAAGAAAAUCACAAUCUUUCCCUUUUGUAUUCUUCUGAUUUUUAAUUUUUUUUUUAUAAAUACAUAUAUAUUUUGUACUUUGCCCAGCUGUGGAAAUGGAGCAACCCCCAAUCUUUUGAUGCACCCUGGUUCGCUUUUUUUUGCAGUAUUUUUCCAUGUAUGGUUUUCCAGCAGUGGGAGCACUGUUCCCCACCUUUCCCCCUUUUCCUUGAGUUUGUUUCCUAACAUAAUCUGGAGGCUUGGCGGCUCUUGGACUGAAUAUAACUUUUUUCCCUCCACAUCCCCCAACUCCCCCUUUUGCUGAGCUUUGUCAGUGGGGACUGGAGAAAGAAAAAACAGAAGAGGAGGAGGCAGAAGGGGCUGUGUGUGUGAUUGUUGCUGGUGCUCAGGACCCAAAUCUCUGUAGGUGUGUGUUGAAAUAUGGAGAAUAGUCUUGGAUGUGUCUGGGUACCAAAGCUGGCUUUUCUACUCUUCGGAUUUUCUCUGAUCAGCCUGAAUCUUCAAGUCACCGGUUCACAAGUUAAGGGUUUUACAUCAUUGCGGUUCCUGACUGAGCCUUCAGAUGCUGUCACCAUGCGUGGAAGUAAUGUGCUGCUGAAUUGCACAGUGGAGUCAGAUCAAGGAAUUCCUGUCAUCAAGUGGAAGAAAGAUGCAGUCUUCUUAAAUCUGGCAGUGGAUGAAAGGAGACAGCAGAUGGCCAAUGGUUCCCUUUUGAUAGAAAGCAUAGUCCAUUCCAGGCACCAUAAGCCAGAUGAGGGUCUCUACCAAUGUGAGGCCUCUUUAGAAGGCAUUGGGGCUAUCAUCAGUCGGACAGCUAAAGUCACUGUAGCAGGGCCAUUGAGGUUUCUUUCCCAGACAGAAUCUGUCACAGCUUUUGCAGGAGACACAGUUUUGUUAAAGUGUGAAGUAGUUGGAGAGCCUAUGCCGAUGGUACACUGGCAAAAAAACCUGGAGGACCUGAUCCUGAGCCCGAGUGACACCCGAGUGGCUGUCUUGCCCUCUGGAGCUUUACAGAUUAGCAGAAUCCAAGCAGGAGACAGUGGGAUCUAUAGAUGCCUUGGAAAAAAUCCUGCUAGUUCAAGAACUGGAAAUGAAGCAGAAGUCAGAGUUUUGACCGAUCCAGGUUUGCACAGACAGCAAUUUUUCCUGCAGAGACCAUCAAAUGUGGUAGCCCUUGAGGGAAAAGAUGCCGUUCUUGAGUGUUGUGUUUCUGGGUUUCCCACACCCACCUUCACAUGGAUGCGAGGAGAUGAAAUUAUUCCUGUCAGAUCCAAAAAAUAUUCAUUAUUGGCUGGCAGUAACUUACUUAUUUCUAAUGUGACUGAUGACGAUUCUGGGACAUACACUUGCAUUGUCAGCUACAAGAAUGAGAACAGUAGUGCCUCUGCAGAGCUCACAGUUAUGGUUCCUCCGUGGUUUUUAAAUCACCCUUCAAACCUCUAUGCCUAUGAAAGUAUGGACAUUGAGUUUGAAUGUGCUGUCUCUGGUAAGCCUGUCCCUACCGUGGAUUGGAUCAAGAAUGGAGAAGUGGUCAUUCCUAGUGAUUAUUUUCAGAUAGUGGGUGGCAGCAACUUGCGGAUUCUGGGCCUUGUAAAGUCAGAUGAAGGUUUUUACCAGUGUGUAGCUGAAAAUGAUGCCGGGAAUGCACAGACCAGUGCACAGCUAAUCAUCCCUGAGCCGGCUAUCCCAAGUUCCAGUGUCCUCCCCUCUGCUCCCCGAGAUGUGGUCCCUGUUUUGGUCUCCAGUCGAUUUGUCCGUCUCAGUUGGCGCCCACCUGCAGAAACUAAAGGGAAUAUCCUGGCAUACACUGUCUACUUCUCCAGGGAAAGCAUCAACAGGGAACGGGCACAGAACACAACACAGUCUGAGACACUUCAGCUUACAGUGGGAAAUCUGAAACCAGAGGAGACCUACACGUUCCGAGUGGUGGCAUACAAUGAAUGGGGACCAGGAGAGAGCUCGCAAUCCAUCAAGGUUGCCACGCAGCCUGAAUUGCAAGUUCCAGGGCCAGUGGAAAACCUGCGGGCUGUAUCUACCUCACCUACCUCAGUUCUUCUUUCCUGGGAACCCCCUGCCUAUGCAAAUGGUCCAGUCCAAGGUUACAGAUUGUUCUGCACAGAGACUGCUACUGGAAAAGAACAGAAUAUAGAGGUUGAUGGACUAUCAUACAAACUGGAGGGGCUGAAAAAAUUCACGGAAUACACCUUACGAUUCCUGGCUUAUAACCGCUAUGGCCCUGGGGUAUCCACUGAAGAUCUUACUGUCAUGACGCUUUCUGAUGUACCAAGUGCAAUGCCUCAGAAUGUCUCCUUGGAAGUGGUUAAUUCAAGGAGCAUCAAAGUUAGUUGGCUACCUCCACCAUCAGGCACACAAAAUGGAUUUAUUACUGGCUAUAAAAUCCGACACAGAAAGACUGCCCGCAGGGGUGAGAUAGAAACACUGGAGCCAAACAACCUCUGGUACUUGUUCACAGGACUUGAUAAAGGAAGCCAGUACAGUUUCCAGGUAGCUGCCAUGACAGUCAAUGGGACAGGACCCUCCUCGGACUGGUAUACAGCAGAAACUCCAGAGAAUGAUCUUGAUGAAUCUCAGGUUCCUGAUCAGCCAAGCUCUCUUCAUGUCAGGCCAUUGACAACCAGUAUCGUCAUGAGUUGGACUCCACCACUGAAUCCAAACAUUGUUGUACGCGGAUACAUCAUUGGCUAUGGAGUGGGCAGCCCAUAUGCUGAGACAGUGCGAGUAGACAGCAAACAGCGCUACUAUUCCAUUGAAAACUUGGAGCCAAGUUCCCAUUAUGUAAUUUCUUUAAAAGCCUUUAACAACGUGGGUGAAGGAGUCCCUCUCUAUGAAAGUGCCACCACUAGAUCAUUGACAGAUCCCAUUGAUCCAUUAGAAGUUGAUUUUUAUCCUUUGCUUGAUGAUUUCCCUACCUCAGUCCCAGAUAUCUCCACCCCCAUGCUCCCACCAGUAGGUGUCCAGGCUGUUGCACUUACCCAUGAUGCAGUGAGAGUCAGCUGGGCAGACAACUCUGUCCCAAAGAAUCAAAAGACUACUGAGGUUCGCUUUUACACUGUCCGUUGGAGAACCAGCUAUUCUACAAGUGCUAAAUACAAGUCAGCAGAUACAACAGCUUUGAGCCAUAGUGUAAUAGGCCUUAAGCCAAACACUAUGUAUGAAUUCUCUGUCAUGGUAACAAAAGGUCGAAGGUCAAGCACGUGGAGCAUGACUGCACAUGCCACAACAUAUGAAGCAGCACCAACCUCUGCUCCCAAGGAUUUGACAGUCAUUACUCGGGAAGGGAAGCCUCGAGCUGUCAUUGUCAGCUGGCAGCCUCCAUUAGAAGCCAAUGGAAAAAUUACUGCUUAUAUUCUGUUCUACACCUUGGACAAGAAUGCUCCAAUUGAUGACUGGGUUAUGGAGUCAAUCAGUGGUGACCGACUUACUCAUCAAAUCAUGGACCUCAACCUAGAUACUGUGUAUUACUUUAGAAUCCAAGCUCGCAAUGCCAAAGGAGUGGGACCGCUCUCUGACCCUAUUCUCUUCCGGACUCUGAAAGUCGAGCACCCUGACAAAAUGGCUAAUGACCAAGGUCGUCAUGGAGAUGGGGCCUAUUGGCCAGUUGACACGAACUUGAUUGACAGAAGCAGCCUCAAUGAACCUCCCAUAGGGCAGAUGCACCCUCCACACGGCAGUGUAACGCCUCAGAAGAACAGCAACCUUCUAGUAAUCAUUGUGGUCACCGUUGGGGUCAUUACAGUGGUGGUGGUGGUGAUCGUGGCUGUGAUCUGCACCAGGCGUUCUUCAGCACAACAGAGGAAAAAGCGUGCUACCCAUAGUGCUGGUAAAAGGAAGGGCAGCCAGAAAGACUUGAGGCCCCCAGACCUCUGGAUACACCAUGAAGAGAUGGAGAUGAAGAAUAUUGAAAAGCCGUCAGGUUCUGACCCCUCAGGAAGAGACUCGCCGAUGCAGAGCUGUCAAGACAUCACACCAGUCAGCCACAGCCAGUCUGAAACUCAGCUGGGCAGCAAGAGUGCCUCACAGUCUGGUCCUGACACGGAGGAUGUGGGAAGUAGCAUGUCCACAUUAGAGCGCUCGCUUGCUGCCCGCAGAGCCACUCGUGCCAAGCUCAUGAUUCCGAUGGAUUCACAACCAAACAACCCUCCUGUUGUCAGUGCCAUCCCAGUGCCAACACUAGAAAGUGCCCAGUACCCAGGAAUUCUGCCAUCGCCAACAUGUGGAUAUCCACACCCGCAGUUCACCCUCCGGCCUGUGCCAUUCCCAACACUCUCUGUUGACCGAACCUUUGGAACAGGAAGAACGGUGAGUGAAGGGCCAGUCCCACAACAGCCAUCCAUGCUGCCACAGACACAGCCUGAACAUGCCAGCAAUGAGGACGCCCCAAGCAGAACGAUUCCCACAGCCUGUGUCCGGCCUACGCACCCUCUCCGCAGCUUUGCCAACCCCUUGCUACCUCCACCAAUGAGUGCAAUAGAACCGAAAGUCCCUUAUACACCACUUUUGUCUCAAACAGGGCCUAAUCUUCCCAAGGCUCAGGUUAAAACAGCAUCACUUGGAUUAGCUGGAAAAGCACGAUCCCCUCUGCUUCCAGUCUCGGUGCCAACAGCCCCAGAAGUGUCAGAAGAGGGCCACAAACAGACAGAGGAUCCAGCUAACGUAUAUGAACAGGAUGAUCUGAGUGAACAAAUGGCCAGUUUGGAGGGGUUAAUGAAGCAACUUAACGCUAUUACAGGCUCAGCCUUCUAACAGCUGUUGAUGAAUAGAUAAAUUGUAUUAUCCAGGAACAUUGCAGCAUACAAGUACUUCAUAUAUGCCACACACAUACACAACCCCAUAAAACCACCCUUUCUGCAGUACCACUCAUUCAACGUAAGGAAGAGUCUUGAUGCGUCCUAAAAAAUAAAUAACAAAAAAUAUGUUACAUUACCAUAGAUCAAGCAUCUAAAGCAAUUAAAGUGCAGCCCUUGCAAAUAAGUGAAACAACUACAGCAGAGACCAAGGUGAUGCCACUUGAUUGCUCAUUUUGAUCUGUUAGCCUUUGUAAUACUUGAGGUGUCAUGACUAUCUCACAUUUUACUUAAUAGAGGUGUAUAGUUCUUGGUGAAAAUCUAGUUUUACGUCAUUCAAAUGUAUUUUUAAACAUAUACCACGCCAUAAUUUGUCAGGGUGGAAGUUCACUCUUUGGGGUUUUUUUGUUUUUUAUAUACUUUUUUUACAUGAAAGCACCUGUAACAAAUAAUCACGACACAGCACCAAAGGAUUGGAAGUGUUACCAACAGCACAAAACCAGACAAAUAACUCCCAUUUCUUUUGUAAUUUCAAUCACUCAUCUUGCACAAGCGGUGUGCAUUAGCGAGUUGCUGUAAAAUCCACCCAUUUUUGCAAGUAUUUGGAAAUCCUCCCAUAUGUAACAUUUUAUAUCUGGCUACAGAGAACGGGAACAUAAAAAAACCUGCAUUGGUGGCUCGCUGCCAGCUGCCGUAUGCUUACAAAAAGAAGAUAUGGUAUGCAAUCUUCUCUGACACACACUAAUGAUGUGCUUAAACUUGGAAUAGAACACUUCUAAAUAUGGGUGGCCUUUGUGCCAGACUGCACUGUGAUGACAUUUGAAAGCUCCUCCAGGGCCACCUUUCACAGCAGCAAAGAGGAAAACGGGGUGAAGUUCCUCCCAUCCUUUCUCUACUGCUCCACCUCUUGUUUGAGACUGCUCGGUUCCAUUAACUCUGUGAUUCAGUCACCAAUGGCUUCUCCUUAACUCAGUGAAGGCUGCAGAAAUUGGAAAGCAACCCUCAGUCAGGCACAGUGAAAGAUAAGACUUAUCGGUUAACAGUGAUGGACACAUCACAGUUUUUACAGACAAGCAACAAAUCCAAGAAAAUGAAUUCAGAAACUGUGUUGCAUAAUUGGGAAACAAAUUACAGGUGCUUGAUUGCAGUAGAAUAUUCCUUGUUCAGUCAUAGUUAAAAAACAACCAACCAAUCACAAUUUAGCAUCAGGACACUGCUGUAAACUUAGAGGAACCCUUUCAGUGUUUUCCUCCCUCUUCUAGUAGUCUAGCUUCAUAUUACAGCGUUUAUUGAUAACUAUAACUGUUUGAAUUGACUAAAUUUUGUGAGCAUACUUUUUAUUGCUGAAUUUUCAGCUGCAUUCAGAGUUAAUCCCUGUUUAUGCAGCUGAAUCACCAAAAGGGAACUAAUUUGCAUAUUUAUCAGUUAGGAGGCUGCAAAACCCAAUAAGAGAGUUUCAGAUGAAUUACUCCAUUCAGUUCUGCCUUUGAUUUCAAGCUUGAGUAGGUCAUAAUUUUAAAAGAGCAUGGAAAGGCCGGGAUCUUUACAACCUAAUAGUUCCUUUUAUUAGGUGGGUAAUUAUAUGUGAAUCCCUGAAUAAAAUAUUUGGCGUAAAAUGGCACUGUAACAGAAGUAAUAAUUCAGAUUAUUUUCUACAGUCAUGUAUUGGAGAGGAAAUCAGAUGUGAAGGAUGGAAUUCAAAUGCUUCAUUAGGAACUCUAGUGUGUUUGUGAAAAUGUUCCUUACCAAAAUAUAUUUUUAUUCAAUUGACUAAGAUUUUAGUCAGAUAUUUCCUAAGAGUUAAGAAGGUGAGAGGUUGAGUUUUUAUGUUCUGUUAGAUUUGUAACUAAGAACUUCCACUGAAAACAAAGCAAGCAAAUCUGUCAUGAUGACAACCAAAUUCAUAGCUUUGGUAUUGGAUCCCAUGAUGUUCAGCCUACUACCUUGUUUCUGCAAGGCAGGUUUCAAUACAGCUUCUGAAAAAGAGCCUCUUCCCUUCUAGCAGAGAUUGUCAAUUAUUUUGAAAUGGGACCAUAGGGCCAAAUUCUGUACUCCCUUACUCUGGAAAACAGUAUCUGACUCAUAGGACUUUAACAAGGGGCUUUUAAUCAUAGAACAUUAACCCAAAACUGAAUAUAUCCAUGGUACAAAAUUAUCUAAAAUAUGUGACGGGUGAACCUCAAAAGUUUUGACAGCUGGAUUUUGUUUGGAUAAGCAUCCUAAUAUUCAGAUGCUUAUUUGAACAUUGGUUAUGGUGUUGGCUGUCCUGUGACAUGGAUUAUCAUAUUCAUUUUGUGAAUGUGCAACUCCCACUGAUUUAAAUGUUAGACCCUUGUAUGUCUGCAAAAUUGGUCUGGAUUUCUCUUGAGGACAGCCUUUCUUGUGAAUUCUAAAGCAUUUCCAUCUCUAAAUUCAGCCAGAAACUGGAAAUUGAAAAAGAAAUGCAAAAUUUCAGAACCUGAAGAAGAUUCAGAACAAGUUUGGUUUUAGAUAUCUGUGAGUCUUCAGGAAGAGGAGAUUCUUAAAUUUUACAUAGUAAUUCAGUCAUCCCUAGUUUGUGAGCAUUUGCAGUCAUACCUGAAAAUAUAAAGUUAAGUAGCUAUUUAUUUAAUAAUCCUACUCAGAGUCUCUGGACUUCCUCUGAUAAAGUUUCUGAAGGGCAUUAUUGCCCAGAGAUCCUUCAUUUUUCCUGUAGACAAGUUUAUUUUCAGUUAGCUUGAUAUAAGUCACAGGGCUACAGCUUCUUUUCUAGUUAUCAAGUGAAAUCUUAAAGGAGACUUAUGUGCAAAACCUAAACUGUAUAAACUGGAUUGGCAAGAGGAACAAAUGGAGGUAAUCUACAAUGUUCAUAGCUUAGUACUUGUCUAGAGUAUUUGGAAAAUGGAGAAAUUAAAAAUUAAUCGAAAAACUCGGUUACUUUUUAUGUGAAAUAUGUAUUCAAUAGGCACAGUUCUACUUUUCCUGGCAAAUUUUAAACUCAACUUGCAGCAGAAGCAUCUUACUAACUAGAAUGAAAGGUUUUAGCAUUUCUUGGUAUUAGCUAAUAGAAUGAGCUGUUCUUUCCCAUAGUUUAUUUAUAGGAUAGAGAACACAGGAAUUUAUUUUAGCUCAGAUUUUGUCCCCAGUCCUGCAAAGUUGUAUUGACUUAGAUGAGACAACUCACUUCCGUAAAGUUAAACAGACGGGUUUGAAGGACUGACGCCCAUAUUAGGACUUCAAAGAUAUUGACCUUCUACAUAAACAUCCAAACAUGGGAGACUCACAUGAGUGUAACGGCACAGAACCUUUAAAGGCAUAUUUUGAUAGUGCUACGUUUGCAGUGAAUUCAGCUGUAAAAUUUAUUUCAGUUUUGACUGAUUCCUAAGCUUUCAGAAUAUUUAAAAUGAAAAAUUAUUGACACUGAAUCAUUCUCUACCACAAACACCCUCGUAAAUGUAAAGAAAGAUAAAUCAACUUGUAAUGAAUUUGUAAAGCUGCCAUGGGGAAGUAGCUAGCUAUUCACACCUAGGAAUGGUUUCCUUGGCUGCCAUUACAGGUAGCAGAUAGACUUUGCAGUCAAGACUUCUGCAGCUGUAUAUCUUGUAUCAUAUUCAUUUUUUGAGAAAGACCUCACAGAUGGAAUACUGCCAAGAACUUCUUUGUUUAAGAGUCCUCUAGCUUGAGAACUUGGCUGUCAAAGUUAGUCUGGUGAUGGUUGGCUUUUUUUUUUUUUUUUUUUUGGAAGGCUUAGUUCAGGAAACCAUCCAAACAUUUAGUUACUUAUCUAAGGCCAUUUAUCCUUUUGGUUGGUAAACUAGCAGAAAAAUUGGUAUACUCCCAUAUGAUCUCCAUUACUUCAUGGUUUGGGCUGGAUAAUACUGCAAAAGCUGCCCAAACCAUGGUGUAUGGGAAUUUCUGCUUCCUGACCAGAAGAAGCUAUGAAUUGCAAAGUAUCGCAAACUGAAAUCAUUGUGGCUCCAUAUGAGUACAGCAGCCACCCAGGUGAUUCAGAUUGCAGUCUCAAAGGCCUAAUUUACCUUUUUGGAGUUUCAAAAUAAUGUUACCAAUAGUUCAGGAGUUAUUACUCAUUUUCUCCAAACCAGUUAGCCCACCCCUAGUUGUGAACACAAUUCCCAGGUUAGUCUCACAACUUUGUAUUGUUUAACAAAUGAAAUCUGAAAAUCACCCCACUAAUAUACAAAUAUACCACAAACAUAAAUAGCACCACUCUGAUCCACUGAAGGAAAAACUCCAUUAACUUAAAUGGAAGAAGUAUGAUGGCCAAGGUAUUUGUACAUUCAAAGUUUGCCCUAAGAAUUUUUUUAACAUGAAGAGCAAAAUCAUAAUUUACUAAUUCCACAUCCUUAUUGUAAGAGUGGUUUUGUGAACUGUUGUGUUGAUAAAAGGCCUUGUCCUGCUCAGCACUGAAGUGAAUGGGAGCUUUGUCAUCGAGUUUGGUGGGAGCUGGUGAGUUUUAUAUUGUGUUAUAAAAAUGUCCUCUCUUAAAUGCAAUAUUAUUCUCAAGUCUGAUUUUCCACAGUGUUACUCCAGUUAUACACUAAUGCAGAUUCACUGCAAUCAACAGAAUUGAAUCAACAAAAACUAGAGUAACACACUUGAGAACCAAGGCAUCAGUUGUGAUACUUUAGAAAAUCAUGUCUCUUACUGUAUCAAGACUCAACCUCAUAAUGAAAUGAUUAUUUCCAUUAGAACAUUCUGAUCCUGUUUCCAAUAGCCCCUUAUCCCUUGUUAUUUGACAGCCAAAUAUCUUCAUUGAAUCCUUUAAUUGGCAUGCCAAAUCUAUAUUUUAUUAAAAAUGGCUAGGCCCCAAUCUUGCAAACUUAGGGUUGCCAGUUUUGGUUGGAUGUAUUCCUGGAGGUUUCAUCACAUGACAUAAUCUUUAAUUAAAGAUAAAUCUUCGAUUCCUGGAGACUCCAGGACAAUCCUGGAGAAUUGGCAACCUCAUGCAAACACUUGUGCAUAUGGGUAACUUACUGCUGAGCCUACUCACAGUAAUAAAGUUAAGCACAUGCAUAUGUGUUUUCAGAGUCAGGGUGUUAAACAUUAUUGAAUCUAUAUAUAAGCAUGUAAAAAUAUGGAAAAUAAAAAUAUUUCAGGUCACAAACAUACACAUUGUACAGUGUAAAUAAGUAACAUAAAGGGUGGAUAAGAUGAAAAGCAUUCAGUAUUCUGUCAGAAAUGGAAGCACUGGAAACUGGAUAAAGGAAGCUGAUUAUUAGCAAAGCCACAAACUACUGAAAGUGAUCAGAGAUUAUUUUUCUUAUCUGUUUGACUUGUCUCUCUGUUGGCCAGCAAGUGUCCUGGCUGAUUUCAAGUUGAAUUUGCUCAGUCUUUCUUUUUAGAUCUCAGCAGACAGCAUUUUAAGCAUCUUCAUUCUGACCUUUUUUGAUUGGAAAGAAACAAUAACAAUACAGUACAUCUGUCAUAAAGCGGCACAGGCCAGAGUCUCUCACUGUAUGCUGUACUCGUAUUUUGAAGUGCAAGAAAGCAAUGUUGGUAGAAGAAGGGAAAACUGCUGUUUUUAUUAUUGUAAAAUAUACCUGGCAAUUCCUACAUUUUUGAAUUGUCACCAUGUGUAGGAUGGGAGGGUUGGGGGGAAGGGUGUACUUUUUAUAAGUAAUAUUUAAUUUAUUAUUUAGAGUGUUUUCUUUUGGAUAAUUUAUGAUAAAAGGGAGAUCUGGUUGGAAACCUAGAGUUGGCUGUUAAAGCUGCUGUGUCCCAUGUCUCAGUGUGUUGUGUUUUGAAACUAUAUUAUUCAGACCUAACUAUAAGAGUACUCAAGAGUAACUGGCAAAGAUAUCUUGCUAAAUAUUCACUGGUAUCUGCCACUGAGGUCACACAAAAGAUGGUGACUGUGAAACAGUGACAUAAACUGUUAAUUAAUCGUUAAAACGUUAAGGAAAACAGUGCUCUCUCUUCAUUUAAAGGGCUUUGCAAGGUAAUUCAAACAAAUUGUUAGCCUACUAGUGAUACCUUAAUCUGGUCGAAAUGGGUUACACUACAGCUUUAACUAGCCUUAGUUUAAAAAAAAAUCUUGUUGUUACAAAAGGCCUAAAAAUGGCAUUUUGAGCCUAUAAACAGUUUCUUUAAAUUGUCAAAUUCUAGCAUUGUUAACCAAAUUAGACUAGUGACUGCAAUAUUUAAGUGUAAAUCUUGUUCUAUGCGAAAGGAAACUUGCUUACGAUGUAAAAAUAAAUGACUGUUUCUACACACACUCUUGUAUACUACUACAUGAAGAAAAAGGGGGUUUUGUAAUGCACUGUAGAACAGUCUCAUAUUCAUUUUUAUAGAAAUGUUAUUCCAAUGGUGCAUUUUUUUGUUUAAUAAAUAAAGUUUUGAUACAAACGUC